Molecule: messenger RNA, 654 nt
Organism: Cucurbitaria berberidis CBS 394.84
Lineage: Eukaryota; Fungi; Ascomycota; Dothideomycetes; Pleosporales; Cucurbitariaceae
Exons: 1
Coding region: 1-654 (217 amino acids)
Source: RefSeq, a predicted model, not a curated record
AUGACCUUUGCAACAGCCACCACGACCAUCGAACCAUUCAACCUCUCUUCCCCAACGGGAACAGACAUCUGGCGCAAAGCUCCAUCUCACAACGCCUUCAACGCACCCACUCACCCGUCUCAACUCCCCACCUACGACCUGAAAGUCUUCCAAAGGGCGAAAUUAACCUUCGCCCUCCCUCCAGCAGACAAGUUACGCCAAUAUGACCAAGCAGGUCUCCUCCUGCACAUCACCAAGCCAGGCGUCCCAGACAACCAAACGAAAUGGAUCAAGACUGGUAUUGAGUUCUACUAUGGCAAACCUUAUGUCGCGACAGUAGGCUGUGAUGCUUGGGCGGACUGGUCGUUGACUCCCAUGCCUGAGUUCACCGAUAAUAGCAGUAGGCCCAGUGCUACUAUUGAGGCGCGCCGUGAAAAAGACGCGCUUGGCAAGAGUCUAUGGAUCUACUGGAUUGUGAGGGAUGCGGAGGGCAAGGAGAUUGAGAGGCGCCCGCUACGAGAGAUUAAUUGGAUUUUUGCGGAUGAAGAGGGCUGGAGUGUGGGGAUUGCGGGGUACGUGUGUCGGCCUACGAAGGAAGGUGGGGAGGAGCUGUUGGAGGCUGAGUUCAAGGAAGGUGUUGAGAUUGAGGUAUUGGAUUACAGUAAGACGGGAUAG